Messenger RNA from Ziziphus jujuba (common jujube), 1709 nucleotides. Its product is annotated as TOM1-like protein 1. Gene Ontology annotation, molecular function: ubiquitin binding; phosphatidylinositol binding. The record is from RefSeq and is a predicted model, not a curated record. Lineage: Eukaryota; Viridiplantae; Streptophyta; Magnoliopsida; Rosales; Rhamnaceae. Gene Ontology annotation, biological process: protein transport to vacuole involved in ubiquitin-dependent protein catabolic process via the multivesicular body sorting pathway. The coding region runs from base 198 to 1394 and encodes 398 amino acids. The transcript is spliced from 4 exons.
AUACAUUAAUCAGUAUUAAUAUUGGAGCAAAACUAUAAGAAAGAGAAAGAGAGAGAGAGAGAGAGUGACUGAAACUCCAAGAAACAUCAAAAACUUUACCUAGUCUUUGCGCGUUAUCGUCUCAACCCACCACCGGAAAACCUAUUCUAUUCUCAGAGAAAACUUUUAAAUAUUGUAUUUCAUAAGGAGCUGCAAAGAUGAGUGACAAUUUGAUGGAUAAGGUGAAUGCACUCGGUGAACGCCUCAAGAUUGGAGGUGCAGAGGUGGGCCGUAAGAUGAGUGCAGGCAUGAGCUCAAUGAGCUUCAAGAUGAAGGAGCUCUUCCAGGGUCCUAACCAGGCAGAUAAGGUGGUCGAGGAUGCCACAUCAGAGGCCCUAGAGGAGCCUGACUGGGCUUUGAAUCUUGAUAUUUGCGACAUGAUCAACACUGAAAAGAUCAAUAGUGUUGAUCUAAUCCGCGGAAUAAAAAGGCGGAUUAUGUUGAAGAAUCCUAGGAUUCAGUAUUUGUCCUUAGUGCUGCUUGAAACCAUUGUUAAGAACUGUGAGAAGGCUUUCUCAGAGGUGGCAGCUGAAAGAGUCCUCGAUGAGAUGGUGAAGCUGAUCGAUGAUCCUCAGACUGUUGUUAACAACCGCAACAAGGCAUUGGUGCUGAUUGAAGCAUGGGGGGAGUCAACCAGCGAGCUUCGCUAUUUGCCUGUAUAUGAAGAAACUUACAAGAGUUUAAGAUCAAGGGGUAUUCGGUUCCCUGGUCGUGACGACGAGAGCUUGGCACCUAUUUUUACUCCUCCUCGUUCAGCUUCAGCUCCAGAACUUGAUGCUAGUCUUCCGCAGCAGGUUCAGCAUGAUAUCCCUGUGCAUAGCUAUACAGCUGAACAAACGAAGGAGGCUUUUGAUGUUGCAAGAAACAGCAUUGAGCUUCUUUCAACGGUUUUGUCUUCUUCACCCCAGCAAGAUGCUUUGGAGGAUGACUUAUCCACCACACUUGUACAGCAGUGCCGCCAGUCUCAAUAUACCGUGCAGAGAAUUAUUGAAACAGCUGGAGAUAAUGAGGCCCUGCUAUUUGAAGCCUUGAAUGUGAAUGAUGAGAUCCAGAAGGUGCUGUCCAAGUAUGAAGAACUGAAGAAGCCUUCAGUGGCUGCAGCAGAGCCAGAGCCUGCAAUGAUACCAGUGGCGGUGGAGCCAGAUGAGUCGCCCCGGCAUGCAAAGGAAGAUGCACUGGUUAGAAAACCUGCUGGUUCUCGGGGCGGGGCACAGGGAGGGAUCAAUGAUGAUAUGAUGGAUGAUCUUGAUGAAAUGAUAUUUGGCAAGAAAGGUGGUAGUGGAGGUUCGUCUGAAGCAGCAGGCCAACAACCUAAGAAGCAGCAAUCGUCGAAGGAUGAUCUCAUCUCUUUCUAGUGCUGCUUUGCUCUCCACAUUCAUAAUUCCCAUAUAUAUUUGGAUGAAUCAGUUAGCAGACUGUUUAGGUGUUACUGUUACAGACAAUUGGAGAGGUUGAUGUUUUCAAAAUCUUUAACCUUCAUAAACAGCAUUGCCUUUGUUUUUUUACUUAUUUCUUUUUCUUUCUCUCUCUCUCUUUUUUUUUUUUUUUUUUUUUUCUUUGGGGUACAUUUUACCAUUGUUGCUGCACGUGUUGUGUAAGUGAUUCAUGUGGAAGUUAGCUACAUAGCUAGCUCAUGAGGUAUAUAUAGAAAGAUUUGACGUUUGGUUUUA